Messenger RNA from Schizophyllum commune H4-8, 1287 nucleotides. Its product is annotated as glycoside hydrolase family 71 protein. The coding region runs from base 1 to 1287 and encodes 428 amino acids. NCBI's taxonomy places the organism in Eukaryota, Fungi, Basidiomycota, Agaricomycetes, Agaricales, Schizophyllaceae. The transcript is spliced from 5 exons. Gene Ontology annotation, molecular function: glucan endo-1,3-alpha-glucosidase activity. The record is from RefSeq and is a predicted model, not a curated record.
AUGGCGAGGUCUAUUGCCGCCCUUCUGGGUAUGCUGCCCCUGCUUGCGCGCACUGUCUCCGCGCAGACGGUCCUUGCUCACUUCAUGGCGCAAGAGUCGUACUCCUACAGCCAGGAUGACUGGGCGAAGGACAUCUCUUCUGCUCAGUCCAUUGGCAUCGAUGGGUUCGUCCUCAACGUCGCACUCAGCGACUACGAGGUUGACCGCAUCGUUGACGCCUUCGCUGCCGCCGAGGCUGCGGGCUUCAAGCUUGUCUACUCUUUCGACUUUGCGGGCGGUCACUGGUCCCAGGACGAGGUCGUCUCCCUCAUCGCCGCGCACAAGGACUCGGACGCGAACUACAAGUGGCAGGACAAGCUCCUCGUGUCCACCUACAGCGGCGCGGACCAGGGCAACGACUUCUACCAGGGCGUCAAGGACUCGCUGUCCGGCCAGGGCGUCGAGAUCACCUGGGCGCCAGCGUUCGUGGACUACCGCGAGACGAGCAAGGCGCAGGAGGUGUUCUCGACGUUCCCGGCGAUUGACGGGUUCGUGAACUGGUGGUCGUGGCCGGCGGACGUGAACGAGGAGCUCACGACGGAGACGGACCUCGCGUACCAGUCAGCGGUCAAGGACGCCGGCCGUGGUGGUCCUUUCAUUAUGUCUGUCUCUCCGUGGCAGUUCAAGAGCCUUGGUGGUGACGGCUGGGUAGAGCAGAGUGACACGCUCUGGAACUACCGCUGGAAGCAGGCCGUCGACGAGGUCCACCCCGACAUCGUCGAGAUCGUCACCUGGAACGACUACGGCGAGGCGCACUACAUCUCUGACAUCAACUACAACGUCGACAUGGGCGACGCGCUCAACUACGUCAACGGCAUCGAGCACGGCGCAUGGCGCACGAUCGCACAGUACUACAUCUCGUGGUACAAGACCGGCAGCGCGCCCGCCAUCGAGGAGGACACCCUUGUCUACUGGUACCGCGUGCACCCCAAGGGCGUCAAGUGCGACGCCGGCACCGAGCCCCGCAUGGCCGACUUCCCCGAGGACGCCGUCUUCGCGCUCGCGAUGCUCGCCGACUCCACCGGCGAGGCGACGAUCUCCCUCGACGUCGGCUCGAGCCACAGCGAGUUCACCGCGAACGGCGGGAACCUCACGAUCGGGAAGGUGCCGUUCCCGACCGAGGAUGGCCAGACGCCGUACUUCACGAUCCUCAAGGACGGCCAGAAGAGCAAGGAGGGCUCGGGUAACCACAACAUUACGACUGCGUGCCCGUACUACAACUACAACCCCACCGUCGGGCAGCUGUGA